CCACAUCCAUGCCCACCUCCACCAGGAGGGAGACUGUAGGGAAAUCUGGACAUGCCCCUUGUUUCCAGACAAGACUUGCAACUGACAAUGAGCAGCCUGAGUCCUGAAACAGCCCAGGCAGGAGUGAGGGGCUCCUCGUCUAGGAGGAGGGUGAGGUCAGUGGAGCCUGCAGACACCUUGGGGCUGACCAGUGGCUGCUCUGAGUGGGAGGCGAGCGGUGCUGGCCUGAGCCUCCUUCCAGGCUGAGAAGUGUCAUGGCCAGGAUCGUGCAGGCCUCCCUGGCUGCUCUCCUCCUGCUGCCUAUGGCCACCGCCAUGCACUCUAGCUGCAUCCUCAAGAAGGAGCAAGCCAUGUGCCUGGAGAAGAUCCAGAGGGCGAAUGACCUGUUGGGCUUGAACGACUCCUCCCCAGGCUGCCCCGGGAUGUGGGACAACAUCACGUGUUGGAAGCCCGCCCACGUGGGUGAGAUGGUCCUUGUCAGCUGCCCCGCCGAACUCUUCCGAAUCUUCAACCCGGACCAAGCCUGGGAGACAGAAACCAUUGGAGAGUUUGAUUUCACUGACAGUAACUCUUUGGAUCUCUCAGACAUGAGGGUGGUGAGCCGGAACUGCACGGAGGAUGGCUGGUCGGAGCCCUUCCCUCAUUAUUUUGAUGCUUGUGGGUUUGAUGAAUAUGAAUCUGAGACUGGGGACCAGGAUUAUUACUACCUGUCGGUGAAGGCCCUGUACACAGUUGGCUACAGCACAUCCCUCGUCACCCUCACCACUGCCAUGGUCAUCCUGUGUCGCUUCCGGAAGCUGCACUGCACCCGCAACUUCAUCCACAUGAACCUGUUCGUGUCGUUCAUGCUGAGGGCCAUCUCUGUCUUCAUCAAAGACUGGAUCCUCUAUGCGGAGCAGGACAGCAACCACUGCUUCGUCUCCACCGUGGAAUGCAAGGCCGUAAUGGUUUUCUUCCACUACUGCGUCGUGUCCAACUACUUCUGGCUGUUCAUUGAGGGCCUGUACCUCUUCACCCUGCUGGUGGAGACCUUCUUCCCCGAGAGGAGAUACUUCUACUGGUACACCAUUAUUGGCUGGGGAACCCCAACUGUGUGUGUGUCGGUGUGGGCUGUGCUCAGGCUCUACUUCGAUGACACUGGCUGCUGGGACAUGAAUGACAACACAGCUCUGUGGUGGGUAAUCAAAGGCCCUGUGGUUGGCUCCAUAAUGGUUAACUUUGUGCUCUUCAUUGGCAUCAUCGUCAUCCUUGUGCAGAAGCUUCAGUCUCCAGACAUGGGAGGCAGUGAGUCCAGCAUCUACUUCAGCUGCGUGCAGAAAUGCUACUGCAAGCCACAGCGGGCUCAGCAGCACUCUUGCAAGAUGUCAGAACUGUCCACCAUUACUCUACGGCUGGCCCGGUCCACUCUGCUGCUCAUCCCGCUGUUUGGCAUCCACUACACGGUAUUCGCCUUCUCCCCGGAGAACGUCAGCAAGAGGGAGAGACUCGUGUUUGAGCUGGGGCUGGGCUCCUUCCAGGGCUUUGUGGUGGCUGUGCUCUACUGUUUUCUGAAUGGAGAGGUGCAGGCGGAGAUCAAGCGCAAGUGGCGGAGCUGGAAGGUGAACCGCUACUUCACCAUGGACUUCAAGCACCGACACCCGUCCCUGGCCAGCAGCGGGGUGAACGGCGGCACGCAGCUCUCCAUCCUGAGCAAGAGCAGCUCCCAGAUCCGCAUGUCUGGCCUCCCGGCCGACAACCUGGUCACCUGAGCCCACCUCCCGCCUCCUCUCCUCCAUACACAGGUUGGGGCUGCAGGUGGACGCCGGCCCACACAUGCUGCGCCUUUUCUCUCCCUUCGGACAGGCCCUGGGCUAGAAGCUGGGCUCCCCGAGGGGGGAGAAGGGUGCAGGGCGCUGGCCCCAUCCCUACCCACCCUGGGCCCUUGGGCUCUGACCCCACACAUGUAAAUACUCCUCAAAUUUGGAAAAGUCAUCCCAUCUCUACCCCUUCACCCAGUGUCCCUGUUCACCUGAUGCAGCUCCCCAGCUCCACCCCACGCCGUCUCCACCAGCCUCAGUGAUCGCCUGACCCUGUGUGUGAGGCCUUGUGAGCUGAGCUGAUGACCUUGCUUUGGAGGGCUUGGGGUGGGGCCUGCCUGACAGCCCCCCACAGUGUCUGACUCUCCAUGUGGACUCCUUGAAUCUGCUCACCACCCUGGGGUCCUUCUCAGGCCUGACCCAGUCCCUGAGGCCCGCCAGAGGUCCAGCCUGGAUGGCCAGUGUCCUUCAGCACAGGCCAGAUCUGAGGCUCCCUCAUGCUCACCCAACAUCUUGGUGUCCAGGUGCCCAGCUCCUGGGUAUCAGGGCAGUGGGGCAGCUCUAGGGCUCUUCCAAUCAGAGACUUCAGUUUGAGUGUGGGGCUAAGGGUCAGGGAAAGUUCCGGUGCUUUUCAUUUGGCCCAAGAAAAAUUACUGAGAGCCAGAAAUGUGGAUGUGCUUGGAAAGGAGAUGGGAAGAGUUUAGGGUGACUUAUGGAAGAAGACCUUCAUCAUCCACAUUAUUUUACCCCUGACUCAAGGUGGAUGGGGUUCAUCUGGGAGCCUCCCUUCUGCCCCUCCCACCCUCAGGCAUCAGCUGCAGAAGGUGAGAGAUGGAUGCUCCACAAAGACUGCUCCCCAACCAUGCCUACCACAUGGAGCCCCUAACCCUCCCCUCCCCAUCUCCCCUCAAGUCAAAGCCAUGACUAGGAUGA
Ceratotherium simum simum (southern white rhinoceros) is the source of this 2729-nucleotide messenger RNA. The record is from RefSeq and is a predicted model, not a curated record. Lineage: Eukaryota; Metazoa; Chordata; Mammalia; Perissodactyla; Rhinocerotidae.